Messenger RNA from Ceratina calcarata, 2051 nucleotides. Its product is annotated as putative serine/threonine-protein kinase cdc7. The record is from RefSeq and is a predicted model, not a curated record. Bases 227 to 1324 code for a protein of 365 amino acids. NCBI's taxonomy places the organism in Eukaryota, Metazoa, Arthropoda, Insecta, Hymenoptera, Apidae. The transcript is spliced from 5 exons.
GCGUGUUUGCUUAGCCAUUUACGUUCAGUGUUCAGCGUUGAUCGUGUUGGUCACUCGUGAUCUCUUAUUGUGAUCGUUGCGUAUCGUAAUUUCGUUGCGUAUUAUCGCGUAUGUGCUGACGUUACGGGGAAAACUCGCGUACGAUCGAGAUCCGUGAUCUCUCCUUGUGUAUUUCUCGCGUCGAGAAACAUAGCAGAGAAAGACAGAAACAGAGCGAUCAUAGAGAAUGUCCGAAAUUGACGCAAAAGUGAACAUGUCGCUUGAUGAGAUCAUAAAGAUGGAGAAAAAGGAGAAGAAGAAAAAGUCAGGGACCACCAGCGGAAAGGCUGGUGCUAAACGCACACGGGGAAGCCCGCGAGGGCGUAAUGGAUUGAGAGGCAGAGGCAGAGGCGCCAGAAUAAAGCGUAACGUUGGAAUCGUUAAGAAAGAUCAAACAUGGCAAGCAGGCCAGAAUAACAAUAACAAUAAUAACAAUAUCAAUGUACGCGGUGGUUUCGUUCGAAAACGGUACAAGAAAAACACCGGCUUGACCAGGUCACGUAGCAAUUUGACAUUGAAUCAAAAAUCGAAUAUACGAGGAGUCUUUAACACUCGCCGUGCUCGCGGCAACAGAUUCGGUCUGACCCGUAGUAGAAGUCGCACAAAUUUGACUUUUACUCAGGGAGGAUUUUUCACCAACAAUAAGGCUACAUUGAAAAAAACGAACAGUCUACCGAAUUUGCGUGACCCUACGUCGGUUCACAAUCGGCUCGGAUAUCAGAGCCCUGCUCAAGUUGCUUACCGCAAUCGCGUUAAAAAAGCGAAGCAGUUGCUACUACAGAAACAGAAUCAGAGAUUAUCCUUACAAAAUCAGUUCAGACAAGCUUCGCAAGCCGGGAAGUCGGUGAUGUCGGUUCAACAGAGAUCCGCAGGAAGGAGGCAACAGAUUUUAACGUCCCAGCGUCGUUUCACGACGGGUGGACUGCGAUCGGACCAGAUUGCCCGCGCUCAAAGACGUGUCCAGUAUGAACAAAAAUUGAUGAGAAUGAAUACUGCAAGAUUAAACCCGAGCGCAAAUGUUAACUGUAUGUGUAAAUUGGGGAACGAGUACAGCCCUAGCAAACAUCCACGGCCUCUUAAUUUCACGCCGAACCAGAAUGGGAACACUCCGGACGGUAUGGGGGACAUUUACCAGCAGUGCAAACGUUUAAGCGUGAAUAUAAAAUAUAAAAGGCCUCUGUCACCGAUCUCGGAAACGGACGAUUACCGUAUGUUCAGUCAGAUCAUACACAGAAUAAGUGGAAGUCACACGAAUAGUACGCUUAACGAUAGAUUUAGCUACUAAGUCGAACAAGAGAAAUUUGUUUUGUAUUUAGAAUAUAAGACUGUUGAGGCCAGAAUUCAAAGCGUGCAACAUAAAUGCCUGAACAUAGUAAUUCAGUUUUAUCGAUGAUAUUAAUAUUUAACUUAUACGAAAUGAAUUUGCAAUUUAAAUAACUCUGAUGUCUUUCGUAUCUUUUCGUCUAUGUAAAAUAUAGAAGUAUUAAUAUUAUUUGAGGACGUCUGAAAGAUCAUGUUUUUCUUAAUUGAUGAAAUCGUAGUAACUUAAUAUAAUUCUUUCCCCAUUGUAAUUUUGCUGAGAGACGUGGCCUCGAUGAAACGAGUUUAACAUGUGUAUCUAAGAAAACGUAGUAGUAAUGAAAAUCAUUGAGCGUUAUAAUUACAUUCGAGUUUUCGAGAUUUUAGGAAUUUUGUUAAGGACGUAGUUCCUAAAAUAAUCAUAAGUCUGACUGGGGAAAUAAAUUCAUUUUUCGAGAAACGAUUGUUACGCUAAUUGAUAUAAGAAUUCAUUUUAAACUGUCGAAUACGAUGUACCAAUGAAAUACAGAAUUACAAUGUAGCAAGGUUUUUCUCUGUUAUACUUAGAAAUUGUACGCGCUUCUAAGGAAAUCAUAAUCAGAGUAUAAUUAAUAAGAGUACAAUGUAAAAGAUCGACUUUUUAUAUUUUAAUGUAUCAACAUAAUUUAAUACGUGUAUCUUCUGAGUACAUAUUAAAGAUUAGAGAGACAGAA